Messenger RNA from Leptomonas pyrrhocoris, 3124 nucleotides. RefSeq lists its product as hypothetical. The transcript has a single exon. Lineage: Eukaryota; Euglenozoa; Kinetoplastea; Trypanosomatida; Trypanosomatidae. The coding region runs from base 167 to 3124 and encodes 985 amino acids. The record is from RefSeq and is a predicted model, not a curated record.
AGCUUCCAUACGGCUCAAAUCUAUUCGGUCUUUCUUUCUUGUUUCUGAAGAAAGACCGCCGUUGUGUUCUUCCCCCGAUCAACACCUCCGAAACGCACACACAAACGGACAGUUACAAAGACGGCAAUAGGAACCACAGUAGAACAAAAGAAAACGACGGCAGUUUAUGAGCUGGGGCGGCUUCGGCAACUACAGCGGCUAUGCCUCGGCGUACGCCAAUCGCGGUGGCUCAUUUCCUUCUUCCUCCUCCUCGCCCAACUACAGCCGUGGAGGCUAUCGCGGAGGUGCCGGGGUGGGUAGCCACGGCUAUGGCGGUGGCGGCUACGGUGGCUACGGUGCGGGCGGUUCCUCCUAUGGCAGUGGUGUGAACAGCAGCGUGUCGGCGUCGUUGGGGUACGGAGCGGCCGGGUACGGCAGCAGCAGCAGCACGGCCGCGAGCCUCGGCACCGGCACCGCCCGCAUCGCAGUCAUUGGUGCCACGCAGGCGGCCUUUACGAACUGGUGGGCGAUGCACGCUGCCGGCUUCCAGGUCAGCGUGGUGGUGGGCGUGGAUGAUGUGAAGGGUAGCGGCAGCGAGCGACAGGCAACGGGGGCGCAGGUGAGAGGGGAGGAGGAGGAGGCGCGGAGGGCGUCUGCAGAGACGGCGCGUGCGUUUGCGGUGCGCUGCACGGAGUUCUAUCACCUCCCUCGCAAGGCCACGGCUGCUUCUCCACCCACUCCCACCGCUCCCCCCGCACGAACAACCACCACGUCGGGUACGACGACUUCACCGGCAAAGCAAGGAGCCACGGAUGCCCCUCCGCCUCCUGCAGCGGAACCCGCAAAGAAAGAGGUGGUGGAGGUGCGCGUAAAGAUAUCAGACGAGUCCGCAGACGAGCCAGCACCCACAGGCGCCGCGACGACAACGGCGACCACCACCACCAGCACCGCUGCUGCCGCGACGGCACGAACGGCUUCAGCGCACCUCACACCGCAGCCGGGGACCGCAGACGGCAAAGGAGACGUCAACAGCGGCCCGUGCAUCACCGCAACGGCAUGGAGUUACUUUCUGAAACCCUUCUUUGAUGCCACAAAAACAAACACAGAAGACAAGGACGGCGGCGUCGACGCAGCCCCGUCGCCAACGGCGGCAGGCGGCAGCAGCCGCUGGUCUACCUGGUCUCGCUCACAAGACAACACAAGUAACAGUAACGCUGCCGCUGCUGCGGCGGCGGCGACUACACCGCUGAUCGACGAGGUCGAGGUCAUCUACGUGACAUCAAUUCCGCGCAGCAGCAACGACGCGGAGGCACACAACGGCAACGGCGACAACCGUGACGAAUCCGGGGUGCGUGCCGCUCUUGUCUGGCUCAUCGGAAAAGGCAAACACCUCGUCGUGGAUUGCGCUCUGUCUAGUGACACGCUGGCCGCCUGCGCCGCCGCUGCCGCCACCGUCACCCGCGGCAAGCCGGCGAUGCAAUGCGUUCUCUUGUACCGCGGUGGCGGAGUGCGGGUUGGGUGGUCGCCUGCCGCGAUGACGCAGCUGCGAACGGCGCUGGCGGUGCGUCGGGGGACGGGACAGGCGUCGAAGACCAGCAACGUGAAACUUGAAAAGCCCGCGCUGGAGAGCACAGCAGGCGCUGCCCCCGCAAAGACGAUGACACCGGCUGUAUCGGCGGCAGCAUCUGCGAAGGCGAAGCCAACCGAGGCUGACGAUCCGUUUUCUGUAUUCGAACUCAUGGAUAGCGUUGGCGCCGGCGCCUUCGGUGGUGCCCUGAAAGAGGCGGAGAGCCACGGCCACAACGGCAGUCGCAGGACCAGCAUCAACGCAACUGCGGUGAACACCGAGGCUACGCGGAAAGAGGAGAGUGCCAGUGCCGCGGCCGGCACGAAGCAGGCGGAGGAGAAACCGAAGUGCAGGUCUGCCUCGCAGAUUGCGACGUCGAUUGCGUUGGGCGCGGAGGGCGGGGUGGCCGGUGCGCUGCAGCAACUCCGCUUUACCGUAUGCGGCUCCGGGAUUAGCUGCGGUGGCGGCUGCGAGGUGCCGUGCGCGGCCUCGCUGGGUGUGAUGGACACGUUCGGAUGGGACGCGGUGGCGUGGGUGCUGCACCUGCUUGACUGGACACCGCCGGACAUGGUGCAAGGGCGAGUGGUGCGUCGUGCUACUGCGAACAGUGCGCCUCUGUGCGUGGAGGCGGAGUUCUACUACGGUAUAGAUGGCACCGCUGAGGCGGACGAGGAAACUGAUGCCGAAGGCGACAAGGAACGUGAUGGUGACGAAGGUGGUCCACGAGUGGCCCGCCCGCGCUACCUGCGUGUGUUACUGCACAUCGGCGCCGGCGACGCAGUGCGCGCGGACACCGGCGCUGCGGAACCGGGCCCCGGCGUAUUCCAGCAGUGUGUGCGUGCGGUGGGCACGACGGCGGUGGUGACGGUGGACCACCCGCUGCUGCCGCCGCCCUCGCUGGCCAGCACCACGCUGGGCAGUGCGACUGAGAAUCGAUCUUCCUCGCCACCACCGUCCUCCGCAGGCCUUGCCGCCUCGCCGUACAAAGCCACGUUCACCACAAGGGUGACGGGUGUGGGGGCUGCUGCUGCUACGGCCGCAGCGACAACCCCCCUCCUGCCUGCAGUUCCGGGGAUCGCCUACAGCUACGUGACGGCCACGCAAGACGUCCCGCCCGGCUCCCACCAGCGCGUGCGCAAAGAGCAGACGGUUGUGCUACCCAGCACAGAAGGGGAGCCGUGUGCCGAGGCGCGGCUAUGGCAGCACGUCCGUGCACAGCUGAACGUGACGAGCUCCACCGUUACCUCGUAUGCCUCAUCCCUCGCGGGUACCGGUGGAAUGGGUACCGGGGGAGGCUACCAGACCUACGGCUCCCGCUACGCCACACGUGGUCGCUACGGCGCGAAUAUCGGUUUGGGUGGUGCGGGUGGCUACUACGGCCGUGGCCGGGGCGGGUCGGCAGGCUACGGCGGUGGCCGAUUUGGUGCCGCUGCUGCUUCGACGAGUCCGACGGUGGCGGUGAAGACGGAGUUGACGGCGCCGGAGGCGGCCGCGUUGGAUGUGCAACGGGCGUGGCUGGUGCAGGUGGUGGUGGAGCGCGUCCUGGCCUCCGCCGAGUCCAACGGAGCACACGUAUAG